GGGCCGCGGCCCGGGAUUGCCUUGCACAUGGGGCAGCCGCUCCGAGUCCCCGGGACGCCCCCUCUCCCCGCCUCCCGCCGCCGGGACGUGCGUUAGGGAGCAGCUCCUGGUGAGGACGGGCUGUCCCUGAGAUGAGCCGCCCAUAGCUGGGGCCGGCCCUGCUGCCAGGCCUCCCUGCCCCGCGGCCAUGAGCUCUCUGCCAUCCUAACAGGAAGAUUCUCUGGCGCUGGGUGAGUGGUUUUCAUCCCCAGAACUCGUAUUGCAUGUGACAGCGGAGCCAGUCGCCGCCUCGCAGCCUCGGGCCCGUGGUGGGGGCCUCCACAAUGGCGGCCAAGCAGCCCCCACCGCUGAUGAAGAAGCACAGCCAGACUGACCUGGUGAGCAGGCUGAAGACACGCAAGAUCCUGGGCGUGGGCGGCGAGGACGACGAUGGUGAGGUGCAUCGCUCCAAGAUUAGCCAAGUGCUGGGCAAUGAAAUCAAGUUUGCUGUCCGGGAGCCGCUGGGGCUCAGGGUCUGGCAGCUGGUCUCCGCCGUCAUGUUUUCCGGGGUUGCCAUCAUGGCCCUCGCUUUCCCUGACCAGCUCUACGAUGCCGUUUUCAAUGAGGAAGCGGUGAGCAGCAAGACUCCCAUCCGGCUGUAUGGAGGAGCCCUCCUCAGCAUCUCGCUCAUCAUGUGGAACGCUCUCUACACGGCUGAGAAGGUCAUUAUCCGCUGGACACUGCUGACAGAGGCCUGCUACUUCACCGUGCAGUUCCUGGUUACCACCAUGUCUCUGUUGGAGAGCAGCCGGAUAGCCACGGGUGCUGUGCUGCUCCUGGGCAGCCGAGCCCUCUUCGUCCUCAUCAGCAUUUAUUAUUACUACCAAGUUGGACGCCGUCCCAAGAAAGUCUAAUUCCUGGGCUUUUUGUCUCGGGCAGGGGGGUGGGGUGGGGGGUGUUGUGUUGGUAAUUUUGCAUUAGGACUUUCUCUUUUUUCCUCUUCUUUUUUUUUUUGUUCUAAAGUAGUUUCCUUCCUUUCCACCUACUGGCAUGAGUGGGUGUGCAGCCCGGUGCUGGGUGAAACGGGGCAGCUGCCUCCUGUGCCCCCCCCUCGGUGGGAGGUGACAGGCUGGGGGCUGCACGUGGGCCCAGCAGGCUCAGGGAAAAGGGCUGGUUCCCCAGGGAGAGAGGGACUGGCUGAUGGGACCACAACACACUCUGAACCCCCUGGAACAAAGCACAAAGACAGACCGGCACGUGGAAAACGAGUCCCCAAGGAGCUGGGGCAGGAAGAUGAGCAACAAGGGGCUCAGCUGCUCCCCCUGGUAAGCCCUGUGCUGCCAGGGGGGGCUGUGCCCUCGUGGGCAGCCCCUGCCCCCGUCUGGGGAGCCAGGGCUUGCUUGUGGCAGCUCUCCUGCCUCACUGCCAGCUCCUUCCUGCUCUUACCCCUUGCUGGGUGCUGUGUGCAGCUUGGCAGGAGGCAGAGCUAAAGGAGAGGGGGAGCUGUGCUUGUUCCAGCACUGGGAUCAGGAUGCAGCUUGAACUACAGCCAUGGGAGAUGCAAAGGAAGCUGUUGGAAAUACCCCACUGAGCACAACCCUCUCCCCCAGCUUGGGAUGUUUCGGGAAGGUUCCAGGCUGGGGCCCUGGUACCUUCGCCCCAGACGCUUCCUUCAGCUGCAGCUUUACUGAUGGUGGCAGCAGUGGGAGGGUCUGAUGCUUUAGUUAAGCAGGGGCUGUUGUGGUCAGCAGUAGGCAGAGCAGAGCAAGCAUCAGCAGAACUGCUGGGCUGAGUGAGCAGCCUCGAGAGAUGAGCCCCAGCUUGGGAGGUGCUGCUCAGGCUCUGCCAACCUGCAGCAUCCCAUCUCAUCUGACCUUGAGAAGAGAGGACCAAAGUUUGUAGCAUUAAGAUACUUCAGUGAGACAGCAAAGAGCGUAGCAGAUGAAGGCUUCAUUGCCUUCCCCAGCUCAGGAGAGGAUGGACUGAAUGUACUUUUAGUACUUGCUGGCUAGUGUCUUGGCUUCCCAGCAUCAGCUGCCCUACUUCCCAGCGCUUCCCUUGCAGCUCAUCCCUGCCCAUAGCUGGAGAUGGCGUUUGUUGUUCUCCAUGGGACUCAAGCCAGCAGGUCUGUGUAUGGGAUGUGGACCUCUGCCUCACCCAGGCUGGUGACUGGAUCAAAGCAUGUCCUGGAGCAGAGCUGAUGCCCCACAACCCCUGUGGGAAGAUGCUUCCACCAGCAGAAGGGCACGUGUGAACACCAGCCCUGAGCCACUGGUGGGACUGGGAUCUGUGGAUAUUGCUGUCGAGUACUGUAGAGUUAGAAGGUGGUAGUGGGUAGUCACUGUGUGUUGUGUUAGUGCUUUUGGCAUUUAGGAGCAGCUGCAUGACCUUGGGACACUGGGUGCAUCGUGCCCACUGGCCAUGCAGGAUGGCUGUUGGGUAGGAAGACUGGAAAUAGUGGCACCAGGAAACAUCCCAACUGUAACUUAACUGGUUUAUUUUUUUCCUAAGUAAAUCAAAGGGAGAGGCCACAUCCAGCAGCAGGCUGAGUUCUGGAGCCUCCCAGCAACACAAGCUGCCCAGCUGCUGUCACAGGAUCUCAGAAUGAUGGGGGCUGGAAGGGCCCUUCAGAGCUCAUCCAGCCCAAGCCCCUGCUAGAGCAGGUUCCCUUCCAUCAGGGGCACAGGAAUGUGUCCAGGUGUGUUUGGAAACCUCCUGAGAAGGAGCCUCCACACCCUCCCUGGGCAGCCUGUGCCAGGGCUCCCUCACCUCAGCACCAAAGGAGUUUCUCCUUGUGUUCAAGUGGAACUUUUUGUGUUCCAGAUUUUGUCCAUCACCCCUUGUCCUGUCACUGGGGACUACAGAAAAAAGUGUCACCCCAUCCUCCUGACAAACACCCUUUAGGUAUUUGUGUUGAGAUUCCCCCCUCAGCCUUCUCUUCUCUAGGCUGAGCAGCCCCAGGUCCUGCAGCCUUUCCUCAUAAGAUGCCUCAGUCCCCUGAUCACCUUGGUAGCGCUGUGCUGGCCUCUCUCUCUGUCAACAUGUUCAAAAUAGAACACUGAGCAACUAAAGUUUACAUUUAAGAGGAACCCUCCUCUUCUGGUGGAAGAGUUGGGCACCAAGAGGGAAACUCUUCCCCUUGAGGCAGGGAAUGAUGGAAGGGAGCUGUUGCUGGUAGAGGUAUGUGAACCUCUAGUCUCUGUUUUGGAGGUUACAGGGAUGGAUGGAUGGAUGGAUACACUGACUGAUGGCUGGUCUGGAGGGGGUGGGGUGGGGAAUUAUGUUUGUAGGAAAAAAGAAUCAGUAAAACUGACCAGAGCAAAAGCAGUCUUGCAGAGGAAGGAAGGGGAGGAUCCUACUGCUGGCCUCCCAUCUGUGCUGGCCAAGGGUCACAGGCAGCCUAGGUCUGUAGAGGGCUGUGUGGUUGCUGUACCUUAAAACAUCACCCAGCAGGUGAGAAAAAUGACUUAUUGAUGGUUAAAUUGGGCAGGAGAGUGGGGGAAGCAGUCACAGCUUUUUAAAGGGGCUUUAAGUCAGGUUACUCUGGUUCUCUGCUUAGCAGCUGCCUCUGCAAAACAACACUGAACUAGUUCUGCCAGUCCAUGUCUAAUGCUCCAACACAGAGCAAAGCCUGGGGAAGUGCCUAUGUAAGAUCUUAUGGUACCUACCACCUGGUCCUGAAAGGGGAGAGAUGAAGUUGUUUUAUUUUCACGCUUCUUGCUCUAAGUGGACUAUGUACAAAGUAUGUGAGUGGGGCUCUCCACCUCUUCUACAACUGGCAACAGGCAAAUGGAUGCCUCUGCCUGGCAACAGCCACAAUAAGGCUGUGGUGCCUGGUGUGGCCUCUGCUCAUCAGCAAGCUGCUGCAUGGGAAACGUGGCCAGGCCUACCUGAGGAGGUGAAUUUGUAGCAGGUGAGGUUUAGGAGGAAGUUUCUCAGGGUGGCUUGAGGAUGGAGCCCAGGCACAGCAUCUGCAGCACUGCCAGAAACCAAGCUGCAAGUGACAGGAGAGGAAACAGGCUCAGGUUGCUCCAGGGGAGGUUUAGAUUGGAGCUGAGGUAGAACUUUUCACCUGAGAGGGUUGUCGGCCCCUGUCCCAGGCUGCCCAGGGAGGUGGGGGAGUCCCCAUCUCUGGAGCUAUUGCAAAGCUGAGGUGCUGAGGGCCAGGGGUUAGUGGUGGGCUUGGCACUAUGAGGGACUGGACUCAAUGAGCUUAAAGGUCUUUCACAACAGAAAUGAUUCUGUGUUUGUCAACUCUUGUGAAUGGGGGAAAGGGAGGUGGGUGCUGAACGGUUUGUCCACAGCUGUACAGUCCCUCAGGAGCUGACAACCCAGCUGGAGCUGGCACUCGAGGAUACAAUUUGGGAUGAAAAGCCUGAAGCAUCACAUCUGGCUCUGCCACUGAUCUGCUGAGAACAACUGUCUCUGCAGCCUCAGUUUCCUUGCCUGUGAAAUAGAGAGGCCGGGGAGUGACAACAUCCCUGAGGGACUCUGCAGCGGCUUCCCUGCACUUGCAUGAUGCAGGGCAGGGUUGGAAUCCUGCUCAUUGCAGGCCAGGACUGAGCCUGACCCCCUGUCCUGGGGGAGAUGGACCCAAACCCUUGCCUUCAUCCAGCUCUGGCUUCUGAGGGUGACGCUCAUCAUCCACCUAACUCCCUCCAUCGCCUUAUUUACAUCCAACCACAUCUGGCAAACGGGAGCUGCCCUCAACUGGCCUCUCCUCUGGGGUGAGGGAUUUUUACUGGGGGGAAUGUGGGGAGGGGCAGGGGAGAAUGGGACACUUGGGAGUUUAUACCUCAUUUUAGCUGCUGUACCUGAGUUCAUUCUCUCUCCUCUGGUAAGAAAGUGACUGUACUUAACACCACCAAGCAAACAGUGAAAAUUAAAGCUGUUUCACUUCACGGUCACAA
Colius striatus (speckled mousebird) is the source of this 4889-nucleotide messenger RNA. It is a transcript of the gene TP53I11, whose product is annotated as tumor protein p53 inducible protein 11. Bases 324 to 893 code for a protein of 189 amino acids. The record is from RefSeq and is a predicted model, not a curated record. The transcript is spliced from 7 exons. NCBI's taxonomy places the organism in Eukaryota, Metazoa, Chordata, Aves, Coliiformes, Coliidae.